GCUCUUCUUCUUCUCCUCUGCCGACCGUAGCCCCCAAGCCACCGACUUUCUUCCCCCUUGAAAAACCCGGUGAGAUCUUGAUGAAUUUCUCUUCCUUUCUUGUUAAAUCACAAGAUUUGGGGCUUAGAAUCUUCCCUCUCAACCCAGAAAAUCCCGGAUCUGCUCUGCUCUUCUCCCCUGUCCGCCGGCUGCUAUGUGGGUCUGAAUUUCUGGGCAUUUUUCGGUCCGUGAGUUUCCUGCAGCUUGCCGCCAGCUUCUUCUUCCCCUGCUAGCUCCGGUUCUUGCUGGAAAAUUCUGGAAGUGAAACCGAGGACGGGGAAACCACGGGAAGUGACGAGUUAGAAGGCUAGCCAUUUUGAGAUUGAUAUAGACUUUUAGAAAUAAAUCAUGAUCUUGUAUUUGGAGAUUUAAUUGGAGAUUUUAUAAAUUCAUUGAAUGGAUUGUUAGUUACAAGAGAUUUGAUCUUCAGAUUUUGAUGGUAUCAGAUUGUGAAUUGGAUAAGUUUCGAGUCUUGUGCACUUGUGGGACUCGUCUCACGAGUGUAUGGCGUCUGUCGCGCCUCGAAUUUGGGUUUUGGGGCGUGACAAAAAUCUUCAACCCCAAAAGUAAGUGUCUUUGUUGAUGAUAUUUCUAAUUCAUGGAGGCUCUCACUCAUGUUAUUCAUCUAAAUCAAGUCAAUAAACUAAUAUUUGGUUU
This is a messenger RNA of Rubroshorea leprosula, 696 nucleotides long. The record is from the annotation of a GenBank genome assembly. Lineage: Eukaryota; Viridiplantae; Streptophyta; Magnoliopsida; Malvales; Dipterocarpaceae.